UUAUUUCUUCUAUUUCCUUUUUGUUAUUUACCAAACAAAAACAAACUUCUUAUUUUCCUCCCUUUAUUCUCUCCCUAGAUUUUCCUUUCUACAAAAAGAAAAAACCGAGUAAAUAUAAGGAAAAGGGUAAAUCAAAACACAGAAAUUCAUCAGAAAAUUCUUCAAGAUUAGACCACUGACCACCCAAUAGCAAAUUCCCAUUUUUUGUCUAUAAAACUUUUGCCCCUUUUUUUUCUCCCAUAAAUUUAGCUCAAUUCUCUCUCUUUUUUCUCCCUCUAAAUGAAAAUUCUCUGUUAAUUUCUUUACAUUUCCCAGAAAAUUUUGACCCUUAAUUUCAGCUAUUUUCUUUAUAAUUUUUUCCCGUUAAUAUAACUUUCUUGAAUCUUGGCUCUAAUUUUUCAAUUUCUUGUUGAAAAAUAGCCUAUAUGAGGAGAUUUAGCACAUGGGGUCUUCAAAUAUUUCAACUUUACAACUUUAUGUGCUCUGGUUAUUGGUUUGAUUGAUUCUUGGUGAGGUUUUAGCAGCUGGGUGUUUAAUAAUUUCUCAAUUUCUUAGCUAAAAAUCAAAUUUUUGGUCAAAAAAUGGCUACAAUUGCAAUUGAGUCAGCAGUGAUGUUUGAGUCCUCACGUCGUUUUGGAGAUCUGAGAGGAAUCCGGUGGCGUAUUGAUUUGGGGAUUUUGCCUUCUUCUCCUUCGUCAACCAUUGAUGAUCUUCGCCGUGUUACCGCUGACUCACGUAGAAGGUAUGCUUCUUUGAGAAGACAUCUUCUUAUUGAUCCGCAUAUUCCUAAAGAUGGAAGUAAUUCUCCUGAUCCUGUCAUAGACAAUCCAUUGUCACAAAACCCUGAUAGCAUGUGGGGUCGCUUCUUCAGGAAUGCUGAACUGGAGAAGAUGGUUGACCAGGAUCUUUCGCGUUUAUAUCCUGAGCAUGGUAGCUAUUUCCAGACUCCUGGAUGCCAAGCCAUGUUGAGGAGAAUUCUACUACUUUGGUGCCUUAGACAUCCAGAGUAUGGUUACAGACAAGGGAUGCAUGAACUGUUGGCCCCACUUCUCUAUGUCCUUCAAGCUGAUACGGAGCAGCUUUCUGAAGUUAGGAAUCUUUAUGAGGAUCAUUUUGCUGACAAAUUUGAUGGGUUCUCAUUUCAUGAAAAUGAUUUGACAUAUAAAUUUGACUUUAAAAAAUUCUCGGAAUCUGUGGAAGAUGACAAUGGAUCUCAGAAGAGUCCAGUGAAAAUUACUAGUUUAAGUGAACUUGAUCCGAAGGUUCAAGCAGUUAUUUUAUUAAGUGAUGCAUAUGGUGCCGAAGGUGAGCUUGGUAUUCUUCUAUCAGAGAAGUUUAUGGAGCACGAUGCGUAUUGUAUGUUUGACGCUCUAAUGAGUGGGGCUGGUGGUGCUGUUGCUAUGGCGGAAUUUUUUUCCCCUUUACCAUAUGGUAACUCGCAUACUGGAUGUCCCCCUAUCAUUGAAGCUUCAGCAUCAUUAUACCAUUUGCUUUCGCUAGUCGAUUCUUCUCUCCACAGUCAUCUUGUCGAACUAGGGGUUGAACCACAAUAUUUUGCGCUUCGCUGGUUUCGAGUACUAUUUGGGCGUGAAUUUGCGCUUGAAGACCUGUUGAUAAUCUGGGAUGAAAUUUUUGCAUGUGACAACAAGAAGUUGGAGAAGCCUUGUGAAAAUGAUACCGAGUCCAGCUCUGGUGUCUUAAAUUCAUCCAGGGGAGCAUUUAUAUCAGCUUUUGCAGUUACUAUGAUACUUCAUUUGAGGUCUUCAUUGCUUGCCACCGAGAACACUACUACUUGCCUCCAAAGAUUGCUAAAUUUUCCAGAAGAUAUUAAUCUAGGAAAACUGAUAGCUAAGGCAAAAUCAUUGCAGUUGCUGGCAGUGGAUGCCAACAAUUCAGCUCCAUUAAUUGAUCAUACUGGGAUCUAUGGUAAAAAUCAGUCAACGGUUGUAAGAGGUCAUAGCCAUUCAGUUGAUUUAAGCUCCCCAAAAACUCCUCGAGGUCCUGUAGUACCUGAAAGCUAUUGGGAAGAGAAGUGGAGAGUUUUACACAAGGAAGAAGAGCGCAAGCAAAAUAGUGCGGAAAAACAAGUUCCAAACCGAAGAAAAGGUUGGUCUGAGAAAGUGAGGUUGCGUCUUACUAGAACUGAGUCUGCUCCAACUCCAUCUACAGUUGAUAAUGGAAAAAAAGCUCCCAAGUCAGUGAGGAGAAGUUUGUUGAAAGAUCUUGCUCAGCAGCUUGGUGCUGAUGAAGAUAUAGAAAAGCUUAUUGAUGAUGAAAAUAUAGAGCAGGAAGCUCCAGUUGACGUUGUCGGACAAGAUUGUAAUGAUGGAAAUUUUACUUGCACGUCUGAUCAGUCAUGCUCCACUGGAAGUGCCGCUAGUGAACAGAAUUCGUCUAUUUUCUCAGAUCCUCCAAGCCCUAUUAGUGAUGCAAAUGAUCAGGAAAAUAGAUCUGAAAGAAGUAGUGUUGCAUCAAAUUUCUCAGCCGAUGAAAAUGAUGCUGAUGGAAAUAGUGGUGAGGCAUCUUGUACCAAUCUAGAAGUCUCACCCCUUAUUUCUGUUCCCCCUCAGCAGACCUCGCUAAAAUCUGAAGAAAGUGCUGACUCUGGGGGAAAAGGCCCAGUAGGCUUUAAGGAGCGGAAACUUCUAUCUGGUAAAUUUCAGUGGUUAUGGAAAUUUGGACGAAAUGGUGGUGAGGAGACGUCUGAAAAAGGUAUCUGUGACUCCACGAAAGCUUGCAAUAGUGGGAAUUAUCCAGACAGUGCUGCUGAUACAUCUAAUAACAGUGGAAUUAGCAAGGGAGAAUCUGUAGACCAGAAUUUAAUGGUUAGUUUGAGAAAUCUCGGGCAUUCAAUGCUUGAGAAUAUCCAGGUGAUUGAAUCAGUUUUUCAGCAAGAUCGCGAUCAAGUUGGGACCUUAGAAAACCUUUCAAAAAAUGUUCUAGUUGGUAAAGGACAAGUAACAGCCAUGGCAGCUCUCAAGGAGCUUCGGAAAAUCAGCAACCUCCUCUCGGAGAUGUAAUGAGACAUAGAGUACGUUAAAUAUGUAUAUAUAGAUUUAGUAAUUUAAAGCACUCGAAUGCAGAAUAAUCAAGUCCUAUUCGGCUUCUCAUAUCUCUUGAUUGUGAGUGAUUCAAAAUUUUGGCAUGUACCCGGAUCUUAUUAUGUAAAUACAAAAUCCCCUUCAAGUUUCAUUGCUCAAUUAUGAAAUGUAACAGUGAUAUGUUGUUAGAA
Molecule: messenger RNA, 3232 nt
Organism: Nicotiana tabacum (common tobacco)
Lineage: Eukaryota; Viridiplantae; Streptophyta; Magnoliopsida; Solanales; Solanaceae
Biological process (GO): activation of GTPase activity
Molecular function (GO): GTPase activator activity
Source: RefSeq, a predicted model, not a curated record